Molecule: messenger RNA, 1014 nt
Organism: Terrapene triunguis (Three-toed box turtle)
Lineage: Eukaryota; Metazoa; Chordata; Testudines; Emydidae
Gene: FSCN2
Product: fascin actin-bundling protein 2, retinal
Exons: 3
Coding region: 1-1014 (337 amino acids)
Biological process (GO): actin filament bundle assembly; establishment or maintenance of cell polarity; cell migration
Cellular component (GO): actin cytoskeleton; cytoplasm
Molecular function (GO): protein-macromolecule adaptor activity; actin filament binding
Source: RefSeq, a predicted model, not a curated record
AUGCCAACCAACGGGAUCCACCAGGUCUUGAAGAUCCAGUUUGGCUUGAUCAACUGCCAGAACCGCUACCUGACGGCUGAGAGCUUUGGCUACAAGGUCAACGCCUCGGCGCCCAGCCUGAAGAGGAAGCAGAUAUGGACCCUGGAGCAGGAUGAGGCCGACAGCUCCGUGGUCUUCCUGAGAAGCCACCUGGGCAGGUACCUAGCCGCUGACAAGGACGGGAAGGUGUCGUGUGAAGCCGAGAAGCCAGGCAGAGACGGGCGCUUCACUAUUGUCACCCAGUCGGAUGGGCGCUGGGCACUGCAGUCUCAGCCCUACAAGCGCUUCUUCGGGGGCUCGGAAGACAGGCUGUCCUGCUUCGCCCAGGCCGUCACCGAGGCCGAGCUGUGGACCGUCCACCUGGCCAUCCACCCGCAGGCCAACCUGCUGAGCAUCAGCCGGAGGCGGUACGCGCACCUGAGCGCCUUGGAGGACGAGAUCUCCACCGACAGCAACAUCCCCUGGGGUGUGGACGCGCUCAUCACCCUCACCUUCCAGAACCAGCGGUACUGCCUGCGGGCCUGCGACAACCGCUACCUGCAGAACGACGGCGCCCUGGUGCCGGAGCCCGGCCCGCGCACCGGCUACACCCUGGAGUUCAAGGCAGGGAAGCUGGCUUUCAAGGACUGCAACGGGAAGUACCUGGCGCCCAUGGGGCCCACGGGCACCCUGAAGGCCGGGAGGAGCUCCAAGCCGGGCAAGGACGAACUCUUUGAUCUGGAGGAGAGCCACCCGCAAGUGGUUUUCCUGGCGUCCAAUGGCCGAUACGUCUCCAUCCGGCAAGGUGUCAACGUCUCGGCCAACCAGGACGAGGAGAUGACCCACGAGACCUUCCAGAUGCAAAUUGACAGAGAGACCAAGAAGUGCGUCUUCCAUUCCAACGUGGCACCCCAGCAUCCCCCGUCCCUCCAGCUCCCCUCCCACAAGCCCCAGCGUGUGCUUCAGUACAGCCAGCGGUGGAUUAAGACCAGCUAG